This is a messenger RNA of Mesoplodon densirostris (Blainville's beaked whale), 438 nucleotides long. It is a transcript of the gene TMEM207, whose product is annotated as transmembrane protein 207. NCBI's taxonomy places the organism in Eukaryota, Metazoa, Chordata, Mammalia, Artiodactyla, Ziphiidae. The record is from RefSeq and is a predicted model, not a curated record. The transcript is spliced from 5 exons. The coding region runs from base 1 to 438 and encodes 145 amino acids.
AUGUCGAGAUCCAGACUUCUAAGUGUCACUUCGGUGGUCUCAAAAACAGGAAUCUUGUGUUUGCCACUAUUCCAGUUGGUGCUAUCGGACUCAACAUGUGAAGAAAAUGAAAUGUGCACAAGCUAUAAAGAUCAGUACACAAAUGGCUGGUAUAUCUGGUUCUUGCUGCUGAUUUUCCUGGUGGCUCUUCUCUGUGGAGCAGUGCUCUUCUGCCUCCAGUGCUGGCUGAGGAAGCUCCCAAAUGGUCCCCGAAGACGCACCAUGGCUGUUUUUGCUGUUGGAGACUUGGACCCUGUUUAUGGGACAGAAGCAGCUGUGAAUCCAACUGUUGGAAUGCACCUUCAAACUCAAAAUCCUGAGCUGUAUCAUGUUCCAUGUUUUGGUGCUUUAGGCCCCCCACCUCCAUAUGAAAAAAUUCUAAAAUCAAGCCGAUUUUAG